CUCCUCUUUCUCUCUUUCACUCUCUCUCUCUAUAACUUAGCCCCUAAUUUCUAGAGAGAGAGAGAGAGGCAAUUUCCCGUGAAAUGAAGCAAAAUCCGAGAAAAUAACCAGAAGGAAAAAAAGGGGUUGAGUUUUUCUCGGUAUCCAAACAGAAAAUUGUUUUCCUCCUUAGGCCAUGUCUCAUUUCGUGUUCCACACAGCUCAAAUCCCCACCACUACUACCACAAGCGCUGCCAAGAACUUACCGUUAAAGCCUAAUCUUCCUCCGAUUCUUCAACUGUGCCCACGCCAGCAGCUCCCGGCUGCCCAGCAGGUGACCUGUAAGCUACGGAGGACUCUUGUCAUUAAAUGCUCGUCUCCUUCUAUAAUCGAAAGUGGCGAUUUCGUUGCAGCUUUGGAGAGGUGUUUUCUGGCGCCGGAUGCUGCACCAGUGGAUUUAGGCUCGGCGUCGAGUUCGAGAGGAGAGUUUGGACCGGUUAUGAAGGGGAAAUACGGUGCAUUUGGUGCGGUUACUUUGGAGAAAGGGAAACUCGAUUUGUCGCAGAAGGAGUCGAAAGUUAGCCCUGAGGUUGCCCUUGGGGGAGGUGGAGGAGAUAUUGGGAAGAAAAUCAAUCAUGGUGGUGGUGAUGGAGGUGAUGAUGAUGGUGAUGACGAUGAUUAUUUCGAUGACUUUGAUGAUGGUGAUGAGGGAGAUGAGGGUGGGCUAUUCAGGAGAAGGAAAUUUCUUGAAGAGCUUUUUGAUCGAAAAUUUGUAGAUGCUGUUCUGAAUGAGUGGCAGAAAACAAUGAUGGAUUUGCCCUCUGGAUUCCGGCAAGCUUAUGAGAUGGGUCUGGUCAGCUCAGCUCAAAUGGUGAAGUUCCUAGCAAUAAAUGCCAGGCCAACCACCACCAGAAUGAUCUCCAGAGCACUUCCUCAAGCAAUUUCUAGGGCAUUUAUUGGAAGGAUGCUAGCAGAUCCUGCAUUUUUAUAUAGGCUUCUUUUGGAGCAGGCUGCUACAUUUGGCUGCUCUGUUUGGUGGGAGGUGAAAAAUCGCAAGGAUAGGAUAAAACAGGAAUGGGAUUUGGCACUUGUAAAUGUGCUCACAGCAACAGCUUGCAAUGCCAUUGUUGUUUGGACACUUGCUCCUUGCCGUUCAUAUGGAAACACAUUCCGGUUUGAUUUGCAAAAUACAUUACAGAAGCUUCCGAACAACAUAUUUGAAAAGAGUUAUCCACUUAGAGAAUUUGAGUUGCAAAAAAGAGUCCACUCAUUCUUCUACAAGGCUGCCGAGCUAUGUGUGGUUGGUUUAGGUGCAGGGGCAAUACAAGGUCAAUUGUCAAAUUUUUUGGCCAGUAAAAGAAAAGAUAGGUUAUCUGUGAUGGUCCCACCUGUGAGUAACUAUGCACGUGGCUAUGGUGCUUUCCUUGGACUAUAUGCAAACUUGAGAUACCAGCUAUUAUGUGGAUUUGAUAGAGCAAUGGUCAACCAUUUUGAUGUUAUCGGAGUGGCACUAUUUUUUAGCACAGCUUUAAGGAUUUUGAAUGUGCAAGUUGGAGAGACAUCAAGGCUGGCCUGGAUAGGUGCAGAGGCAGAUCCUCUGGUUCAUUCGGAUAACCUUUUGAAGGCUUACAAUAGACCUUCUGAGGAAGUUGCUACAGCAUCAUCUUCAAAAUGGUUUAUAUCAAAGCAAACCCUUGUUUCCGGGCUAGGGCUUCUCGGCAUCAAACAAGGGAACGUCGAGUCUGUUGACGGGGAAGCAUCAUCGGCUCCGAAGACACGAAGAAAGAGGGUCGUCCGGAAGAAGGUGUCUGCAAGUUCAGCAUAGUUCAUUUGAUGUAAUCACCAUCAUCCAAUUUUGGCACCUGGUAAAUGAUAUGAAACGAAACCAUGCAUCGAUUUGAGAAUUAAAAAUCGGCUCGGAAAAUUCAUCAUGAUUCUUAUGUACAUCUGCAGAUGAAACCAAAGCAACCAUCACCAGAAGAUUUUUUUUUUAUAUAUAUAAUUUCUUUGGGAGGAAAAUAUGUUUUAAUAUUUGCAUUCACUGGUUUUGUUUUUAGUUGUAAUAACAGAAUCUUUAGUUGAAUUCUCAACAUUGAUAUUGACUGUAGUAGUUUAGCUUUGAGCUAACACCUGUUCUUUUUCUGCAUUAGUGAAAUAAUUUCUCUUA
This is a messenger RNA of Manihot esculenta (cassava), 2146 nucleotides long. RefSeq names its product protein RETICULATA-RELATED 1, chloroplastic. The record is from RefSeq and is a predicted model, not a curated record. NCBI's taxonomy places the organism in Eukaryota, Viridiplantae, Streptophyta, Magnoliopsida, Malpighiales, Euphorbiaceae. Gene Ontology annotation, cellular component: chloroplast inner membrane. The transcript has 8 exons. Gene Ontology annotation, biological process: plant organ development. Bases 176 to 1804 code for a protein of 542 amino acids.